This is a messenger RNA of Fonsecaea multimorphosa CBS 102226, 1608 nucleotides long. RefSeq lists its product as uncharacterized. Bases 1 to 1608 code for a protein of 535 amino acids. The record is from RefSeq and is a predicted model, not a curated record. The transcript has 3 exons. NCBI's taxonomy places the organism in Eukaryota, Fungi, Ascomycota, Eurotiomycetes, Chaetothyriales, Herpotrichiellaceae. Gene Ontology annotation, cellular component: endoplasmic reticulum membrane. Gene Ontology annotation, molecular function: sphingosine-1-phosphate phosphatase activity.
AUGGACAAGGAGAAAGAUAGACCAGAUGCCGGGUUGAGGUCGCUCAAUCACUACAAGCUCAGACUGCCACGAUGGCGCUACCUUCUCAGAGAACAACUCCUCCCGGUCGUGCGCUGGGAGACUCCCUACGUCGCCUGGCUACAAGACACCCUACGAACUCCGGCCUUUGAUACUUAUUUUGCAACGUCGGCAAACCUGGGGACGCACACUUUUUUCAUGGUCAUGCUGCCUAUUCUCUUCUGGUGUGGGAAUACAAGUCUGGGAAGAGGGAUGGUUCAUGUCCUGGCUUCUGGGGUUUUCUUGAGCGGCUUUAUCAAAGAUCUCCUCUGCCUCCCCCGACCACUCUCUCCGCCGUUGACCCGAAUUACCAUGUCUGGAUCUGCCGCCCUUGAGUAUGGCUUUCCGUCCACUCACUCGACGAAUGCGGUAUCGGUUGCUGUCUACUCCCUUUACCUUCUCCGACAAGAAACCAACAACCUGGACCCGAACCUCAAAUUCGGUCUGCAGAUUUUAGCUUACUUCUACGCCAUUUCUAUUGUGCUUGGCCGGCUGUACUGUGGGAUGCAUGGUUUCUUUGACGUCAUUUGGGGAAGCAUUCUCGGCGCAUUGAUAGCUCUGGUUCAAUGCUUCUAUGGGGAGGCGUUCGAUGACUGGCUCCAUGGCGGCGACUUGACACGAGUCGUGCUUGUUGUUCUGAUCAUCUUAGUCCUGGUUCGCAUCCAUCCCGAACCGGCAGAUGACUGUCCUUGUUUUGAUGACAGCGUCUCUUUUGCUGGAGUCAUCAUUGGCUGUGAAUAUGCUGUCUGGCACUUUGCCCGCUCCUCGUAUGCCUGGUCAACUCCCGCAAAGGGCACUAUCCCGUUCGACCUUGCAAAACUGGGCUGGAUCAUUACAUUGGCGCGCAUUCUACUCGGAGUACUUGUGAUUUUUGCAUGGAGGGGCAUCAUGAAGCCAACCCUACUGAAGAUACUUCCACCAAUAUUUCGUGUCAUUGAACAGCUUGGUCUUACUUUACCCCGACGGUUCUUUAAACCAGCGUCAGAGUACGAGACCAUUCCACGGCAACCCAAUGACGACAACAUCAUCCCACCGGCGCGGGAUAUCCCUCACCUGUUGUCAUCGUUUCGACGCAGGAGAGCCAUCUCGGUUGGACCUCAGUCUGAGGCAGACGCGUACGAAACACUGGCCUACCGUGACAAGAAGAGAAGAGACAGCAAAAAUGCUCUUGAGGCACUGACUCCAGCAAUAAAGGAAUCCCCGCCAUCCUCACCCUCUCCUGAUCGCGGCUACUUCCAGACCAAAGAUGCGGUUUCGGGCAGGAAAAGAUCUAGCAGUCUGGAGAUGUUCCGUGCGCAGAUGGGUACUGGAAUGGAAACGUUAUCACCGGUUCCUGCAGCUCCACCGGCUAGCGGCAAAGUGCGCACCCCAGAGGAAGCUCAAGCAAUGGAUGAAUUGCAGGAACGACAGAUAUUCUUGAGCCUACAGAAACCUCGAGUCCGAUAUGAUGUGGAAGUGGUGACUAAGCUCAUUGUGUAUUCGGGAAUCGCAUGGCUGGCUAUUGAGGGCAUCCCUGUCCUGUUCCAGACCAUCGGAUUGAGCGUACAAUGA